Molecule: messenger RNA, 3396 nt
Organism: Thlaspi arvense
Lineage: Eukaryota; Viridiplantae; Streptophyta; Magnoliopsida; Brassicales; Brassicaceae
Source: the annotation of a GenBank genome assembly
GGGUAACAGCGUAAUAUAGAAAACCUAAAACUGUGGCCUGUGGGGGUAAAGUACGGUCCGUGCGAGACGAGAACCAAAAAUAUUAGCAUUUGUCUAAAAUCAACCAACAAAGCAGAGCAACGAAAGAGAAAGGAAAAAAAACUCAAAGAGGCGUACGAGAAACGGUGCAAAAGUCCCAAACCAGACUGCCAUUUUUACUCUCCGGCUGAAAAGUCCCAAACCAGUUUGCUCCUCCGUGCUCUGCUUCAGUUUUCAAUUGGUUCUGUAAGAUUCCGAAGAAUCAGGUGCAAUUCUGUCUGUUGGAGCAUUGAAUUUUAGGGGUUUUGUGGAUUCGGAGUGAUGAGUGGUGUUCCCAAGAGAUCUCACGAAGAGGGUUUUGCUCAUCCAUCCUCUUCAUCAGCAAAAUCCCCUCACGACGAUUCAGGAUCUUACCCUAAAUCCACGCAUCCGCCUGUAACUCCACCACCGCCUCAGGUUCAUCACCACCAUCAGCAUCUCCAAUCUCAAUCUCAGUCUCACCUUCCUCAUCUCCAUUCUCAUCCCCCACUUGCUGCUGCUUCUGCUUCUGCUUCUGCUUAUGAGGUCGAAUCACGAACGGUUAAGGCUCCCAGAAGCGAGCCUAGAGAUGGAGAGAGACGCUCUCCUCUGCAAGUCGUGUAUCGAUCUCCGUCGCUGCCAGCGACGGUUUCUCCAAGUGAUCCCCAUUUGAGCCACACCCCUGUGCUGUUGGAGUCGAGAGAUGGUACUAAGGAUGUCAGGGAAGCUAGGAAUGAUGGGAGAGAGACAUAUGGUGAGACGAAGAGGGAGAUUCAGGGUCCUAAGGGUGACAAGGAUGCCAAGUUCGAGAGAUCUGCAGAUGACUUUACCGGGAAAACUAAUACUGGAAGCUACACUAGGAGUGAUGGUAUAGUGGUAUAUAGUGAGGCGAAGAGGGAGAUUCAAGGUCCUAAGGGUGACAGGGAUGCCAAGUUUGAUCGUGUAGCCGAUGAUUUCGGAAAAGGCAACAGCGGAAGCUAUACUAGGGAUACAAAGUUUGAUAGGGAUACUCAGAAUUUCAAUGAACAAAAGACUGAGAAUAAGAUGGAAAAGGAUCACUUGGCGUGGAAAGAGCAGAAGGAUUACCAUAGAGGGAAGAGAGCUGAAGGUUCAAGCGCAAAUGUGGAUCCGUGGGCUGCAUCACGUGGUAAUCCUCAAGGCCCAUCUGAGGUCGGGGUGAAAGAUUUCUCGCCUCCUGUGGAGGGAGCACAUUUAGAUGGGCGUGAGACAGUUGGAGAAAACAAGGUUGAUGCAAAAAGCGAAGAUAGGUUUAAGGACAAAGAUAAGAAAAGAAAAGAGUUGAAGCAUCGCGAGUGGGGGGACCGAGACAAGGAUAGAACCGACCGCAGAGGAUCUGUGCUUGUUGGUAGUGCCAUGAGCGAACCCAAAGAGAUUGGAAGAGAAGAACGAGAAACCGAUAGGUGGGAACGAGAGAGGAUGGAGCAGAAAGAUCGGGAGAGGAAUAAGGAGAAAGAGAAAGAUCAUAUCAAAAGAGAGCCUCGGACUGUUGCUGAGAAAGAGGUCUCCCAGAACGAGAAAGAGCUGGGAGAAGCAUCUGUUAAACCUGCAGAACAGGAAUAUGUGGCACCAGAGCAGAAGAAGCAGAGUGAACCGGAGGGCUGGGAAAAAGAUGACAGAGAAUCAAAGGACAAAAGGAGAGAGAGGGAUGGGGAUUCCGAAGCAGAAAGAGCUGAAAAGCGCAGCAGAAUCAGUGAAAAAGAACCUGAAGAUGGGUGUUUGGAGGGUGAAGGAGCUGCAGAGAGGGAGAAGGAUGCCUUCAAUUAUGGAGUUCAGCAACGGAAGAGAAUGCUGAGACCAAGAGGCAGCCCACAAACCACGAACCGCGACCUUGUCCGUUCACGGAGCCAGGACAACGAAGGGGUACAAGGUAAUCAUUCGUUUCAAUAUCCUCGAGAAAGGAUCGAGUUGCACUGCUUGGAGAACAAUAGUAAAAAAGAAUCAGUUAUAUUGGCAUUCGUUUAUACAUGUGCAUUUGAUAAUGGUCAUCUACGACACAGAUGAAAAUCAGAGGUGUCGGUUGUUGUUUACAAAGUUGGGGAAUGUAUGCAAGAACUGAUUAAGUUGUGGAAGGAAUAUGAAACUUCUCAGCCUGACAAAAGUGGUGACUUCGCAAGUAAUGGCCCCACUCUUGAAGUUCGAAUUCCAGCUGAGCAUGUAACUGCUACUAAUCGCCAAGUAAGAGGUGGGCAGCUAUGGGGAACAGAUAUAUACACAGAUGAUUCCGAUCUUGUUGCUGUUCUCAUGCAUACAGGUUACUGUCGUCCCACGGCUUCCCCUCCUCCACCGACAAUGCAAGAGUUGCGCGCAACUAUCAGAGUCAUGCCGUCACAAGAUUACUAUACCUCCAAGCUAAGGAACAAUGUCCGCUCUCGUGCAUGGGGAGCUGGAAUCGGAUGCAGUUACAGAGUUGAGCGGUGCUAUAUAGUGAAGAAAGGAGGUGGUACUAUUGAACUCGAAGCCUCUCUUACACACUCCUCAACUGUUGAGCCAACACUUGCACCAAUGGCUGUUGAGAGAUCUAUGACCACCAGAGCUGCAGCUUCGAAUGCUCUGCGGCAACAAAGGUUUGUUCGAGAAGUAACAAUACAAUACAACCUCUGCAAUGAGCCUUGGAUCAAAUAUAGCAUAAGCAUUGUCGCAGAUAAGGGUCUGAAGAAGCCUCUUUUCACCUCUGCCCGCUUGAAGAAGGGAGAAGUUUUGUACCUAGAAACACAUUCAUGCAGGUAUGAGCUCUGUUUUUCUGGAGAGAAGACCAUCAAAGCAAUCCAAGCCUCACAACAGCACUCAUCCCAAGAUGCUAUGGAGAUCGAUAACAAUAGCAAGUUACAAAACCAUCCUCCCCAUGUGACAAACGGUGACAAAACAGAUUCAGACAACAGUUUAAUCGAUGUUUUCCGUUGGUCACGAUGCAAGAAGCCUCUCCCGCAGAAGCUUAUGCGGUCUAUCGGGUUUCCACUCCCACCGGACCAUAUCGAGGUGUUGGAGGAGAAUCUUGAUUGGGAAGAUGUACAGUGGUCACAAACUGGUGUGUGGAUUGCUGGAAAGGAGUACACACUUGCUCGUGUUCAUUUCUUAUCUCCCAACUAAGAAAGAAGAAAGAGCAAUAGCUCUCAUGCUUUCCUUUCUUCUUCUUACAAAACAUCAAAUUUGUCUGUCUUUGCUUUAUUUAUCGCCGGAGAUAAUAGUUUCUUCUUGUAUUCUUCUUCCUGUUUUUUCUUUCUGUAAAAUCUUUCUUUAAGUUAAAAUGGUUUGAUUGUUAAUUUAGUAAAGAGUAUAGAUAAUCUCCCCUUAAGAUUUUUUUCUUCCUGCUUCCCAAUAUUAUUUAUUAUUGUUGAUUCA